Molecule: messenger RNA, 2376 nt
Organism: Apus apus (common swift)
Lineage: Eukaryota; Metazoa; Chordata; Aves; Apodiformes; Apodidae
Gene: DFFA
Product: DNA fragmentation factor subunit alpha
Exons: 6
Coding region: 707-1645 (312 amino acids)
Biological process (GO): regulation of apoptotic process; apoptotic process
Source: RefSeq, a predicted model, not a curated record
GCCUCACCGGCUCACGCUGCAGGCAGAACGAGUCGAACGCCGGAACACCGAUGCUCCCGGCGGGGCACCGCUCCCGCCGCGAGUUUCCGGCCGCUGCGGGGCAAGGCCGCCGAGUCCGCGGGCUGCGCCGUCCUGCCGUGCCUGACAGAAAAGUUCUCCUCGCCGGGAGAAGCCGGUGGGGCCAUCGCCACCCCCCGCGCCGGGGCGGCCGCUCACAGCCGCGUCCCCGGGUGGCACCGCUGCCGGUUUGCUUUCGUGGCCCCCGGGAGCCUGCGGAGAGCCCGGAGUCAUCCCCAGCAGCAGGAGCUCCCGCGGGGAACGGCCUUGGCUGUGGGGCCCCGGGGCGUCCCACCCCGGGGGAGAUACACACCCGCGGGAUGCACCCGCUGCCUUUGCUGUGCAUAAAUUCGCAACCGGCACACUUGUCUGUAAGGGAGGGGAUUGUCUGAAUGCACCGCGGCGCACUCGGCCGGUUACUUUGUUUCACAAGUCACUCAAUUCCUGCCAACGCCAAAAGAGUGGUUUUGUAGACUGACGGUGCUUUUUUCUUGAGCCCCCAAGCCCCGCAGCCCUGCGGAAAGGCAGCUCCGGGGCGGGGAACGAACAGCGGCAGCGCCCGGGCCAAGCGUCAGAACAUUUCUGGGGCCGCAAAGCACCCCCGGCCCGGCCGGCUGUGCCGCCCCGCCCCGCACCCCGCCCCGCGGCCAUGGCGGCCCCGCUGAAGCGCUGCCUGCUGCGGCGGCGGGACGGGCGGGAGCAGCACGGCGUGGCCGCCUCCUGCCUGCGGGAGCUGCGCGACAAGGCUUAUGGCAUUCUGGCUAUUGACAAAGCCAAGGAGCCCAUCACCUUAGUUCUGGCAGAAGAUGGCACCAUCGUGGAUGAUGAAGAUUACUUCUUGUGUCUGCCACCUAACACCAAGUUUGUGGCGCUGGCCAAGAAUGAGAAAUGGUCCAGCAGAAGCUUAGACAGUGGAACAGCCUGGCCCUCGGAGUCUGCAGAUGAAGUGGACAGUGCUGCAGAGAAGUGGAAGCAGCUGGCCAGGCAACUGAAGGAGGACCUGUCCAAUAUCAUCCUGAUGUCUGAAGAGGACCUCCAGGUGCUAACUGAUGUACCAUGUUCAGACCUGGCAGAAGAACUUGCCCAAAGUCAAACCAAAGUCCAAGUAUUGCAGGACACCCUGCAGCAGGUGCUGGACAGACGAGAAGAAGAACGGCAGUCAAGACAGCUCCUGGAGCUCUACCUACAGGCCUUGAAAAAUGAAGACAGUAUCUUAAGCAAAGUAGCAGAAUCCGAGGCUGUACCAAGAAAGGAGAUGGAUGUGGUUGACACAGGAACCAGCAGUACAAGCACUUCAGCCAAAACGGUGCUCAGUGACCAGAUCCUUGCUGCUCUGAAAGAGAAGCCUGCUCCAGAGCUCUGCUUGGACAGUCAAGAUCUAGAGCUGGUCUUGAAAGAAGACACACAAGUCCUGGCCUCAGCUCUAAGAUGGGACAAGCAGAAAGCUGAAGCUCUGCAGCAAGCCUGUGAUCAGGAGCUCUCCAAGCGUCUACAACAAGUGCAGACUUUGCAUUCCCUAAGGAGCAUGUCCAAGGGCAAGAAAACACUCCCCUGGGGAGACUGGCCUAGUUCAAAACGCAAAAAAUAAGACUGCAGUGCUGCCUGCAGGUUUGUGUUUGUGUGGGGGUUUUUUGCAUUAGAAUCAAUCCAAGCAAAGAUACAUCCUGGGAGCCAUAGUUUGCUGGUCAUGCUGUGGUUGGGCUUUAGAGAACUAAAAUCUGGACAUUGUCCCAAAGCUUAAACUCCUGUGAUGAUUCAAAUUAUGUGUAACCAAAGGGGUUUUGACUUUUGCAGACUACUAGAACAAUGGUAUUGCUAAACACAGCAUGUAGGGGUUCAGCUUUGAAUACCUGGUUGGGAGCCAGAAGCUUCCAUGUGAUAAUGAUGGAUCUGGCUGCUGAAGCCCCAGGCAGUUUGCUUGCUUUGUCCUCCCACCAUUUUCACUGUGAAGGAUGGAAGACCUCUGGAAGGCGCUUUGAGGGACAGUUAGUGAGCAGGACAGAGGCAUCAGGCAGCUGCUGCCUGGCUUUAAGCACCAGCCUGGGAUCUAGGAAUUGAAUUAUCAUGCUAAUUUCACUGGUUAAAUUAAAGGCCUUUAAUUUCUGUGCUUUUUCUGCUUCUUGGACCAACUUGUAAAACACAGCAAAGGUGGAAAUAUUUGCUUUGUAAGGCUGUGGAGCAGAAGACUUGUAUCUGCCCUGUCUUUUUUGCUCUCCUAAUCAUUGGUGUAGUAUCAUGAUGCUUUUUUAUUAACUGGCUUAUUUUGAAUUUGUUAAAGUCUUUUUUUCUAAUAUCAUUAAAAUCUUUUUACUUGUUGGA